AUGAUUUUAUAAAAAGAGUUUGAUUCAAAUCGUAUUGAUAAUCUCUGCGCAGGGCUUGAUAAUAGAAACAAAUAACAUACAUCAACCAGCAUUCACGCUAACUCUAUACAAAUAUUAACAUAAAUUAUAAGCAUCUUUAACGCUGAUGUCUUAAAUGUUGCAAAGCAGUCUUCAAAGUAAGCUUAACAUACAUUCAGCCAAAUGAUUGUAUUGAACACUCAUUUUGAGCAUAUAUAUAAUAUAGAUGUAGGAGGUGCCAUCAUGACAUGCUAUAAAUUCAUGUAAACAUUUUCGAACAACAGUACAUUUAACCCACCCGCUAGAAUCAGAAGUGGUUAAAUGAAAUAAUAAAUCAUAAUCACAAGUUGGAUGCAAACCAAGGCUGAUAAAAUCAUAAAUAUUUUUCCCAUGCUGUUCGGUCUGCCUAAUACAUGCUUUUAUAUUUUAUAUACUCUGCUACAGCAAGUGAAAUGUUGUACACUUAAGAAAAGUUAGAGGGGAUAGUUGUAAAGAAUGAUAAAAGAUUUUUGA
Paramecium tetraurelia is the source of this 531-nucleotide messenger RNA. RefSeq lists its product as uncharacterized. The transcript is spliced from 2 exons. The record is from RefSeq and is a predicted model, not a curated record. NCBI's taxonomy places the organism in Eukaryota, Ciliophora, Oligohymenophorea, Peniculida, Parameciidae.